Molecule: messenger RNA, 4830 nt
Organism: Pristis pectinata (smalltooth sawfish)
Lineage: Eukaryota; Metazoa; Chordata; Chondrichthyes; Rhinopristiformes; Pristidae
Product: activating molecule in BECN1-regulated autophagy protein 1-like
Exons: 19
Coding region: 476-4570 (1364 amino acids)
Biological process (GO): autophagy
Cellular component (GO): intracellular membrane-bounded organelle
Molecular function (GO): protein binding
Source: RefSeq, a predicted model, not a curated record
GGGGGGUGGUGGUGGUGGUGGGAAAGAUCCAUUGGAAGUCCGGUACCCGGUAUCGAUCGCUCACCCCAUCCAACGCUCGGGUCUCGUUCAGCCGCACCGACUUGCCGGGUUGCCGAUCGACGCUGCGCAUUCGGUUGCUUUCCCCUGGCCAUCUGGUGCCAUCUGGCGCUCCAUGGCAGCUGCUCUGGUCUGCGGAGCACUGCCGUCUGUAACACAAGAAAUCAUGGGAUGUGGGCAAGGGGUUUAGGCCACACCAGGCUUGUUCCUCUCAAAGACAAUCAUUCUGCUCGGUUAUGGACCCUAACCAGCAUGUUUAAUCUCUGGAAGUCCCUCCCUGUCUUCCCAAAGUUUUUAGUGACUAUUGUCUGACGUGAUCUGGAUGGGUUGUUCUUAGCUGUGACCUCUACCUGGUGUUGGUGAUUUGAAAUCCCUGGCCUCUGGAAGCUGUGAAUCCAUAGGGUUGAGUUCUGUAGCGAUGAAGAGCAUUGAUUCAAAGAAUGCAAUCCAAAUCCUGACUAGCCGUGAGCGUGGCUUCCAGGAGCUGGGCUGUCAAAGAUGCCUAGAGGAGCUGGUAGAGGACAAGACACGAUGGAUGCAAUGGGAAAGUCAGAAAGUCGAACUUCCAGACAGUCCCCGAUCAACUUUCCUCCUGGCAUUUAGCCCAGACAGGACAUUGAUGGCCUCCACCCAUGUAAAUCACAAUAUUUACAUCACUGAAGUUAAGUCUGGACGAUGUAUCCAUUCACUGGUGGGUCAUAGAAGAACUCCUUGGUGUGUGACUUUUCACCCCACCAUCCAAGGGCUUGUGGCAUCUGGAUGUCUGGAUGGAGAGGUUCGAAUCUGGGAUUUACAUGGAGGCAGUGAAAGUUGGUUUACAGAGAACAAUGUGGCCAUAGCAUCCUUAGCCUUUCAUCCUAUGGCACAACUCCUUCUGAUAGCUACUGCAAAUGAGAUCCACUUCUGGGAUUGGAGUCGGCGUGAGCCAUUUGCUGUGGUUAAAACUGCAAGUGAAAUGGAGCGAGUCAGACUGGUCAGAUUUGAUUCCUUGGGACACAACCUCCUGACUGCAAUUGUCAAUCCUUCCAACCAGCAGAAUGAUGACGAUGGUGAAAUUCCAUUGGAUAACGUUGAAACACCUCAGUAUCGCCAGCGAUCUUUCCUCCAAUCGCAGCCUGUCCGUCGAACACCACUGCUCCACAACUUUCUGCACAUGUUGUCCUCACGGUCAUCAGAUACUUCAACGGGAGAUCAGAGCCAGACUGAGGAGAACGCCUUGCCAGCAGGUGAAAGUGGUAGAACUUCCGUAUAUGCUGUUCUUCGUGACCGCUUCAGCUAUCCAGUACAGGAAUGUGUUCAUCACAUGGGGUUGGUUUGUUUUUGUAGUCGUUGCUCUGCACUGAGGUCAUCUUCUUCCUCUUCUGUACCCAAUGAAGACAGUACUCCUUCAACAUCCUCUUCUACCACCAACUCUACAUCUGCACGGACUGAGCCUCGUAUUCCUCCUGAAAGGCCUUUAUCCCAGCCCGACCCUCGUAUUCCCGACCGUCCCUCAGCAUUCAGUACUGUAAAUUAUGAGAAUUCUGGUAACUCUCUCCGAAAUCUCUCUGCAGCCACUAGCAGGAGGGGUUUAUUAGGGCACACGGCAUACCAGUCGGGAGGUUUGCAACAAUCUAAUACCACCCCAGGCUACAGGGACCAGAGUCCAAGGUUAAGUGGGUCUGAUUGGACAAGAACAAUGCUGAACGUAUCACCAAGGUCUGAAUUGGAAAGUAUGCCGCCUCCUAGAACUAGUGCAUCUUCUGUAAACUUGCUAUCUGUGCUAAGACAGCAGGAGACAAACACUCAACCUGUUUACACUUUCGCUUCUGAGGGGAGAGGUGUCUCUAGUCCUGGCACAAGUAAUAGUGUCAACACUGGUGCUAACAGCAGUAUGGAUGAAGAGAGACCGAACAACCAGUCCUCUGUCAGGAAUGUUCUCCAGUGCAACCUGAGCCGCUAUUUCAUGGAAAUGGACCGCUUCCAGGACGUGGAUCAGCGGGUUGGUGAUGAGUCCAAUCAAUCCCAGCAGGUGCAGGAGAUCCUAAAUAACAACAUAGAACUUAAUAGGGCUGGCCCAUCUCAGCAAAAUGCCGAAAACACUUCCAAUUCAUCAGGUGGACAUCUGAGUCGUUGUAGAGCCUGCCAUAACCUUUUAACUUUCAACCAUGACACUCAGCGAUGGGAGCGGACCACACAACUUUUUUCAUCAAAUGAGAGCAGCUCUUGGCAUGUGCCAAACAAUUACGAACCACUAGGGCAUGGAAGUAGCCAAUCCCCAAUGCCACCGAGUAGAGGGAUCAUGGGUAGGGCCCAUGGCUUGAGUAGCUCGGAAGGCAGAUAUACCCGUCAUGGGUCUGGCCAGCAGGGGGAGCGUACAAUGGGUCUAACGUUUAACAAUGAGACGGGACACUGGGAGCGGGUGUACAGUCAACCAACGUCAAACAGAAUGUCGAAUGUUUCACAAGAGGCCUUAAACCAAGAAAUGCCUGAAGAAAACUCAGAAGAAAAUUUACUGAGAAGGCGACUGUUGGAGUCCUCACUUAUUUCUCUGUCCCGAAAUGAUGGUUCGGGGUCAAGAGAGCACCCAAUUUAUCCGGAUCCAGCCAGAUUAUCCCCUGCCUAUUACGCCCAUCGGAUCAUCCAGUACCUGUCACGUAGGGACAGUAUUCGACAACGCUCGAUGCGAUACCAGCCGAACCGAAUGCGUGCCAGUUUGGAAAAUCCAGCGAGCAGCCCGGCCCAGCCCAUUGAUGGUGCUGAUAUGGAUUUUGAUGAUUUUGAGGAUGGUGGGGAGAGAUCACGCCAGCGAGCUCCAAGAAAUGCAAGAAUGACAGCCCCAUCACUGGGUCGCUUUGUUCCCCGGCGAUUUCUGCUGCCCGAGUAUCUACCUUAUGCAGGCAUCUUUCAUGAGCGAGGACAGCCUGGAUUAGCCACUCAUUCCUCUGUCAAUAGAGCCUUGGCAGGUGCUGUGAUAGGCGAUGGGCAGUCUGCAGUGGCCAGUAAUAUUGCCAACAUCACCUAUCGCCUCCAAUGGUGGGACUUCACCAAGUUUGACCUUCCAGAGAUAAGUAAUGCCUCAGUCAAUGUCCUAGUCCAAAACUGCAAGAUCUACAAUGAUGCAAGCUGCGACAUUUCAGCAGACGGGCAGCUUCUGGCUGCAUUCAUUCCCAGCAGUCAGCGUGGAUUUCCAGAUGAAGGCAUCUUAGCAGUGUAUUCCCUUGCUCCUCAUAACCUUGGAGAGAUGCUGUACACAAAACGAUUUGGCCCAAAUGCUAUUUCUGUCAGUUUGUCCCCAAUGGGCAAGUAUGUGAUGGUUGGCCUGGCCUCCCGGCGCAUCCUGCUGCACCCCUCCACUGAGCAUAUGGUGGCCCAAGUCUUCCGAUUGCAGCAACCCCAUGGUGGAGAAACCUCAAUGAGGAGAGUUUUCAACGUUUUGUACCCAAUGCCUCCAGACCAGAGGAGACAUGUUAGUAUUAACUCUGCACGCUGGCUUCCAGAGCCUGGGAUGGGCCUGGCCUAUGGGACCAAUAAGGGAGACCUAGUCAUUUGCCGGCCUGUAGCAUCAAAACUGGAGACUGAACACAAUUGGGAACAACUUUCAGAGCCUGUUUCCGCCCAUCACAGCAACAGGAACAAUGAGAGGCCUGGGCCGAAUAGAACUGCUUGGAGAACAGACCGAGAUAUGGGACUAAUGAAUGCUAUUGGUCUGCAGCCUCGAAACCCUGCCCCUUCUGUUACCUCUCAAGGAACCCAAACACCAUCGCCACAGCUACAGAAUGCGGAAACCCAGACAGACAGGGAUUUACAGGAAGCUACCACUUCAGGGACCAGCCAGGCAGCCAGCCAGUCUUCGUUGAGUGAAUCACAGCCACCACUAGUGACCACAGCCAGUCAGAUGGCGGAGGCCAGUGCUGGAACAAGUUCUGAUUGGCCCUUGGAGAAUGCAGGGGGCAGCUCCUCCUCUGCACAACAGACAGAUGCAGAACCCUCAGCACCAGGAGCCAGUGCAGCUUCAACAGGAGAUGCUCCAGAAUACAUUCCAGGAGAGGAUGCCUUGUCUCGCAUCCGCCGACUGAUCGCUGAGGGUUGGAUGACGGCAGUCGUACAGCGAGAGCAAGGCACCACCACUGCCUCCAUGGGAGGCUUUGGAAACAACAUUAUCGUCAGCCACCGGAUACACCGAGGCUCGCAGACGGGCAACGAAGCCCUGACCCGAUUGAGCGCGCACCCACCAAGUACCCUUGGCAGAACGGAAAUGGACAGUAGUUACAGUCAGAUUCUGGUGGACUCUGCUGUCCCCAGCAGCUCUAGCAGCUUAGUAACAGACUUCACAGAAAGUAACGAAAGGGAUCAGACAUUAGAACAGCUCAGCAGAAGUAGUGCCCUUGGGGAUGAUGGGAUCUUUGGUCAACAGCCCACCACUUCUACGGACACAGGUGCCCCUUUCCAUCCUGUCAGCGCACACAGCCCCCAUAUUGUUGACAAUACUGAUAAUCAUGGCACUGACGACAAGGGCUCAGACAGGAGGUAGAAUUAGGUGCUCUGCUGUUUGGGGUGAAAGAAACAAUAAAAUUGCAUGUCCCAUGAUUUGUAUGUGUAGAAUCUAGCUAAAACAGCCAAGGAAAUUCCACUUACUUGUUUUUAGUAGAAUGUGAUUUAAGUUUUUUUUCUUUUAUUUUUUUUGUAAACUGGUAACUUGUUAUUUUAGAGAAAUGAAAUCUAGUCAAGUGCAAGCAACGGAGACCUAUGUGAACACCAAAGAUCACAAUAACGAAUAAAAACUCUUUAAAA